AUGGGGAUUCAUGUUGCGCUGCUUCCUUUGGCCGCCUACAUGGCGGCCGCCUCAGUGUCUUCUGUCGAAGGCUUCCAGACCUCGCGGAGCUAUUCAGUAAUGGGCCCAUCCAGUAUUCAUGGUAUGGGAUCUGUUAGAGCUUCCUAUCCAGCUUCCUCACUGCAAACAGGAUCGACGCCGUUCGCUGCUCUGGCCGCCCCACACCUCGCCAGGCAACCCUCGACGCCCUCUUCGAGGACCUUCGCCAGGAGAUCAAAGAAGAUCAUUUUGGCCGAUGAAUGCAGAAAUCAGCUACUUGAAGGCAUUCAACAGGUCGCAGACGCUGUGCGAGUUACACUGGGGCCUCGUGGGCGCAAUAUCUUGCUGGAAAAGGACUAUGGACCUCCACUCAUCGUGAACGACGGCGUCACGAUUGCUCGUAACAUUGAACUGCCCAAUCGGGCCCACAAUGCAGGAGCGAAAUUAGUGCAAGAAGUUGCCUCCACUUCAGAUGAAUGGGCUGGAGACGGUACCUCCUCGACGACCAUCCUUACCGCAGAAAUUGCGAAAAAGGGUGUAGAGUACGUGAACCAGGGACACAAUCCAAUCCCUCUGCAGCGCGGCAUUCAGAAGGCAGCACGCAUCAUGAUGGACGAAGUGCGGAACCUGGCAAAGCCAGUCAACGGCUUCGGGGAUUUGCUGAACAUCGCAACCGUCGCUACGAGUGGGAAUGCCGCGAUGGGAGAAGUGAUCGCAAGGGCAUUCGACAAGCUGGGCAACCAUGCUGCUAUUGUGCUCGAAAACAACCCGUCACAGGAGGACACCCUCGAGUUCACCGAAGGAUACACAUUUGAGAGAGGCUACUCGUCUCCGUACUUCCUGCUUGGCGAGGAAGCUGACUUCAUUGAGUGGAAGAACCCUCACGUGAUGGUCUGCGACUAUAAGAUAGAAAGCGCACAGGCCAUGCUCCCCAUCCUGGAGCACUUCGUCAGAACUAAAGAACCCCUUGUCAUCAUCGCCGAGGACUUCUCCACGGAUAUGCUGCAAACGUGCAUCAUUAACAGCAUGCGCAGGCUCCUCAAAGUGGUGACGAUCCGUGCUCCAUCCUUUGGCGAGCGCCGAAAGGACUACUUGCGUGACAUCGCCGUCGCAACAAAUGCACAACUCAUUUCGAAGGAUUUGGGUCUACCACUGGAAGAAGCGACGCCUGAGCAUGUAGGAAGUGCCCAGGGUGUUGUUGUCAGGAAGGACAGAACUUCGAUUCUGACGAGACCAGAGUUUCAGGACCAGAUCCAAGAACGUGUUCAGAGACUCCAGGGAGAGAUGGAAUCGGCAACGUCGAAGUUCGACAAGGACAAACUUGGCGAACGCGUUGCUGCCCUUUCCGGGGGUAUUGCGAGGAUAAUGAUUGGGGCAUCUACGGAGACGGAGCAGAAAGAAAAAAAACUCCGGUACGAAGACGCCAUUAAUGCAGUCAGAGCAGCCAUUGAAACUGGCUACGUGCCAGGCGGUGGCGUCACGUACCUCGCCCUCAGUACGGAUCAGUUCCGUUCUAAGGUCCUGAAAAUGGUGGAAGAGACUGCUCGCGAGGAAAUGAAGGGCAUUGACGAAUCAACAGGAGAAGAAUUCCAGGUUGUCGAGGAAAUGGAAAGCGAGAUUGAGCUGCAGAAGGCUGGUGCCACAAUUGUUGCGGACUCUAUGGAAUCCAUAACGAAGCAGAUCGCCUUAAACGCUGGUCUGGAUGGAGACAGAGUUGUUAAUGCCAUCUUGAAGGCCAACAAGCCGUUCGGGUUUGGCUGGAAUGCCAAGACGAACAAAUUCGGAGAUAUGAUUAGCCAGGGCGUCAUUGAUCCCGCCAAGGUAUGUAUUUCUGCAAUUGAGCACUCAACCUCCGUGGCAGGCCUUGUUCUAACGACCGAGGGCAUGAUGAUUGAAGAGGAGCAGGAAAGAAACAAGUCAUCUCCUGAUGAUGGAGAACUAUAG
Messenger RNA from Cyclospora cayetanensis, 1962 nucleotides. RefSeq names its product chaperonin CPN60, mitochondrial. Lineage: Eukaryota; Apicomplexa; Conoidasida; Eucoccidiorida; Eimeriidae. The coding region runs from base 1 to 1962 and encodes 653 amino acids. The transcript is spliced from 10 exons. The record is from RefSeq and is a predicted model, not a curated record. Gene Ontology annotation, molecular function: ATP binding; ATP-dependent protein folding chaperone. Gene Ontology annotation, biological process: protein refolding.